GAAAUCAGUAGCUGAGCAUCGACUCCUUUGCUCUUCGUCAUGAAGCCGCAAGCCUUGGCCGUAGUCGUAUCCGUAUUACUCGCUGGAGCUGUGCUCUGCCAUGCCCAAGUGCCUCUACCUGGCUUUCCUCGCCCGACCCGAUGCGGACCGGGCGAGGUGCUGAAACAGUGCCAGAGCAGCACGUGCGCCGAGUUCAACUGCGCCGACCCGAGGCCGCCGACCAAGUGCACCUACGACUGCGUCACGGGAUGCUUCUGCGCCGACGGUUUCUACAGAAACAGCGCCAAGCGCUGCGUACCCAGGCAUCUCUGCUCGUAAGCCCUAGCUCAAGAACGAAGGAAUAAAAGGGACUGACGCCCACCCGAGACCGCUUCUCUUCA
Molecule: messenger RNA, 380 nt
Organism: Dermacentor andersoni
Lineage: Eukaryota; Metazoa; Arthropoda; Arachnida; Ixodida; Ixodidae
Source: RefSeq, a predicted model, not a curated record